AGCUUUCGGGAGGAGCUGAGCGGACGGCAGUGGAGCUCUAGAUAGACAGGCUUCACACAGAGCACCGGGAGCCGCGUCCCCCCCGCGAGGGAGUAGAAUGGCUUCAGAUCCCCUGUCAGAUCUUCAUGAUGAUUUGGAGAAAGAUGAAACCAGUCAGUCCCUAGACCAACUGAAACUGGCUUCACUCGAUGACAAGAACUGGCCCUCAGAUGAUGUACAGGACUUCCCCAAGUCAGCUGAAGACUCCAAGCCAUCUCCUGAUCCUAUCACACACCUGCGAUGGGACGACCCAUAUUACGAUAUUGCACGACAUCAGAUUGUAGAGGUGGCAGGCGAUGACAAAUAUGGUCGUAAAAUUGUGGUAUUCAGUGCCUGUCGACUGCCUCCUUGUCAUGAACUUGAUCACAUAAAGCUGUUGGAGUACCUCAAGCACACGCUGGAUCAGUAUGUGGAGAGCGAUUACACACUGGUUUACCUACACCAUGGCUUAACAAGUGAAAACAAGCCUUCGCUGGGGUGGCUGAGAGAUGCCUACCGGGAGUUUGAUCGCAAGUACAAGAAAAAUAUCAAAGCUCUGUACAUAGUCCACCCUACCAUGUUCAUCAAAACAUUGCUGAUCCUGUUUAAACCUAUUAUCAGCUUCAAGUUUGGCCGAAAGAUUUUCUACGCAAAUUAUCUGAGUGACCUAGAAGAGCAUAUGAAGCUGGAGCAGCUGGGAAUCCCUAAGCAAAUACUCAAAUAUGAUGAGACCAUCCGCGCUAACUUGAAAACGCCGACACCCGUGGUAAAGACUACCCCACCGCGUCCUCCAUUACCAAACCAGCAGUUUGGGGUCUCUCUGCAGCACUUAAAAGAUAAGCGCUCUGAUAACGAGAAGAUACCGCAGGUUAUUCAGGAAACCAUAUCUUACCUGCUGGUAAACGCUCUGAGCACCGAAGGGAUAUUUCGGAGGUCAGCAAGUACUCAAGUGGUACGAGAGGUGCAGCAGAAGUAUAACAUGGGCGUUCAAUUCAGUUUCCAUGACUACGAGGAUGUCCACCUUCCUGCUGUCAUACUAAAGACUUUUCUUCGAGAACUGCCUGAACCACUGCUGACUUACAACCUAUACAGCUACGUUGUUUCGUUCUCCAGUAUAGAACAGGAGAAGCGGGUGGAGUCAGCUCGUCAAAUUCUGCAGACUUUGCCACCAGAGAACUUUGAGGUCCUGCAAUUCCUCUCCGCGUUCCUUGUGCAGGUGUCUGCUCGCAGUGAUGAAAAUAAAAUGACAAACACUAACUUGGCCGUGGUCUUUGGUCCAAACCUACUGUGGGCAAAAGAUGUAGCCAUGACUUUGAAAGCCAUUAAUCCCAUCAACACUUUUACCAAGUUCCUACUGGACAAUCAGAAGGAGCUGUUUGUGGAUCCUCAGCCUUGAGCGGAGGCAAUCCUGCUGGAACACAACACCACUGCCAUACCGCCUUCGCACAGCCUCCUCUCCCACAGCACUGUCUUUUACCAAUUCCCAUGAGCGCAUGUUGCAUGUAUCUCUAUGACACGUUGGAGCUGGGAUCUCCAAAUUAGAAAUAGCACAAAAACCCUUCCAAUGUGUACCAGCUGUGUGUUUGUAACUGUUGUGUGUGGUUUGGUGACUGCUAAUGCCUCUGGCAGGCUGUUGGCACUUUCAUUUCCCCAGCGAUGUUUGUGUAAGAGCAAGUUGUUGAGUUUGAGGUGGUGUGUUGUGGUGUGUGUGUUUUUGGAGAGCUGCUAAUUCCAAUGGUGUCUCCUCCCGUCCAGUGCUCACUUCCCUUUUUAAUGUUUUUUACUUCUGCUCUCCAUUGUAUGAUGUCAUGCAUAUCUAUAUAUCUGCUAUAUGAGCGUGCCAGCGUUCCCACUAAGAGGUAACAGGCCGGCAGAUAACCAGAUGUCCUUUUGUAAGUGCAGGGUUGCCGUGAACACUUUAGUUUUUCAGUGCCAACUGUUGUAAUAGUUAUAAAAAGUCUUCUGACCGUUUCUGAGUUAGCCUGUUCGCCCCAGAAGGUUUGUGUGUUUAUAUCUGCAUAUAGAUUUAUGUACAAGACCUAUAAUCCUGGCCAUGCUUCUCUCUUUCUAUUUACUGGUUUAUCCUAUAUUGUGUACCACGGGACCCAUUCGGUUACAUCUGAAAUAUUCAAGGGGAGUCAUUUCCAUUCCAGAUUUUGUAUAUCAGAUGCACCAAUAGCCAAAAUAUAGCUUUCCAUCUGGUUUUCAACAGUGAUGUCAGACUUUUGCUCGUCUCCCCUGCUAUUUGUUGAACUAACAUUUCCAUAAUACUAUGACCGACAUUGUCUGACCAAGAAUCAUGGGAACUGCAGUCCAAACAGAGCCUGGUGUGUCGCAGUACGGUAUUUCCGACCUGCAACGUCCACGUCUGAAGACUUCACAGACCCAGACAUUUUGUCUGACCAACGAAAUUGUCCAGGGAGAACCUUUAUUAGAAUAGGAAGGAAAUGUUAUGACACCGACACUUUCAAAACCGUGUUGGACAGCAAAAAUGUAAGCAAAUCCAUUGGUCCGAUCUAAACAGCAUGUUUUACCUGUAGCUUCAGCAGUUCUAAAUAUAGUUCUCAAGCAUCAUGAAAAGUCAACUAUUUGGAGAUUCCUUUAUUAUACAGUAAUCAGGAUUAUCUCCAAUUCAUGAACCAGAGGUUUAGUAAUUAUUGUACCUGGUAAUGAUUCCUCACAAUUUCCUAUUCUUGAAUGUUAUAGUGUAUAUUCUUUUAUACCGUUUUAACCAUGAUAACGACUGAUAAUUAACGGCGUUUUAGUCUGCAGAAAUUCUUUUGGAGCAGUAACAAACCUUUUGCUCUCCAGCCUGCGUGUUGCUCUGCAAUUAGCUAGCUGAGCAUAAUGGGACGUGUAGUUAAAAGACCACUGUAGUGCCAGGAAAGCAUACUCGUUUUCCUGGCACUAGAGUGCCCUGAGGGUGCCCCCACCCUCAGGGACCCCCU
Messenger RNA from Pelobates fuscus (common spadefoot toad), 2966 nucleotides. It is a transcript of the gene ARHGAP1, whose product is annotated as Rho GTPase activating protein 1. Gene Ontology annotation, cellular component: cytoplasm. The transcript has 13 exons. Gene Ontology annotation, molecular function: GTPase activator activity. Gene Ontology annotation, biological process: small GTPase-mediated signal transduction; negative regulation of endocytic recycling. Bases 98 to 1414 code for a protein of 438 amino acids. NCBI's taxonomy places the organism in Eukaryota, Metazoa, Chordata, Amphibia, Anura, Pelobatidae. The record is from RefSeq and is a predicted model, not a curated record.